GCUGCUAUCCAAACACGUCGACAUGGAGAAGAUAAACAGACAAGUAGCACGGUCGCUGUUGACGUUGUGUACAUUCGAACAGGGCGUGUAAAUAUCCGCGGACCACAGCGGUUCAUGUCGCCGUCAUUGAGAUCAUUUGUAUGUUAUUGAAGCUACAUUGCUGUGGGAGAAGCUAAUGGUCGUGCCAACAUGGACAGUGGCCUGAGUCCCCAGGAUAAGAAAGACUUGGACAAGUUCAUUAAGUUCUUUGCCUUGAAGACUGUCCAGGUGAUUGUCCAGGCUCGCCUCGGAGAAAAGAUCUGCACUCGCUCGUCCUCGUCGCCUACUGGCUCUGAUUGGUUUAAUUUGGCCAUCAAAGACAUCCCAGAGGUUACUCAUGAAGCCAAGAAGGCACUGGCUGGCCAGCUUCCAGGCAUCGGACGCUCCAUGUGCGUCGAGAUCUCCCUGAAGACGUCAGAGGGUGACUCAAUGGAGCUGGAGACUUGGUGCCUGGAGAUGAAUGAAAAGUGUGAUAAGGACAUCAAGGUGUCGUAUACAGUCUACAAUCGUCUGUCUGUCCUUCUGAAGUCUCUGCUGGCCAUCACCAGAGUAACACCCGCCUAUAAACUGUCUAGAAAGCAGGGACACGACUAUGUCAUCUUAUAUAGGAUUUACUUUGGGGAGGUCCAGCUGAGCGGAUUAGGAGAAGGUUUUCAGACGGUGCGUGUCGGCGUUGUCGGCACCCCUGUUGGCACAGUCACACUUUCAUGUGCUUACCGCACCAACCUGGCAUUCAUGUCCAGCAGACAGUUUGAGCGGUCGGCUCCCAUCAUGGGGAUCAUUGUGGAUCACUUUGUGGAUCCUCCCUGCAGCAGCCAGCGUCCUGCAAACAUGGGGCAGCCCUGCAACUACAGAGCUCCAGAUGAGGAGGACGGGGGACCGUUUGCAGGUGUUCAGGAUUCCCAGGAGGUCUGCACCACCUCCUUCUCCACCUCCCCUCCCUCUCAGUGUGUGUGCACACUGAGUCCUUCGCCUUCUAAACUGUCUAAGCCCGUCCCCCUGGAUAGUCUGCAGCUCCCAUUGGCUCCUGGACUUGUCACUCACACUCUGUACGCUUCCAGACUAUCAUACCAGCCUCCAGCUCUAGCAGGAGCUGCUGAUCUUUGCCACCCUGCUGCCAAUCCAAACCAGAUGUUGCAUGCUGGGAAGGAGGGCGGGGUCAUGUUAGUUCCUGCCCAGCCUCCUCAUGGAGCUGAUGCCCAUCUGACAGCAGAGCACGCCCCCAACACACCUGGCAGCAGCGGUGACGAUGACUGCCUGUCGCACAGCGGAGAAGGAAGGAGGGAUGAAGGGAGGAGCGUCUCUCCCUCUGACCCCGUGGAGUCUCUCAAUGCCUUCACGAGGAAAAUCGGGGCCUUUGUGAAUAAACCCAGCGCGCAGAUAACAGCAACCAGUAUGGACCUGCCAUUUGCUGCAUUUGCUCCUCGAGGCCUGGACUCAGAGGAGAAUGAUCCCAUGGUGCAGCCUCCAGACUCUCCUCCUUGCCCGUCACCCCUGCAGGCCAGCCUCCACUCUCAGGGCUCAGAGGGAUCGGGGCCACAGGACGACUUUGUCAUGGUCGACUUUCGUCCAGCUUUCUCUAAAGACGACUUGUUGCCGAUGGAUCUGGGCACUUUCUACAGAGAGUUCCAGAACCCUCCCCAGCUGGCCAGCCUCUCACUGCACAUCAGCGCCCAGUCGAUGGCCGAUGACCUGGACUCACUUCCAGAGAAGCUGGCUGUUUAUGAGAAAAACAUAGACGAGUUUGACGCUUUUGUGGACAUGCUUCAGUAGAGAAGGAGUGAAGAGAGGCUGACAGAUGGACUACAUAUGCGAAAAGACUAAACGGAUGAAGCCGAAUGGAAAAGAAUGAAAGGGAGAAGCAGACCGGAAGCUCUGUAGUAGUUUGUUCUGACUAAAUCACCAUGUUUUAAUGUGAAGCACCUCAUUUCUGACAUUUUCCCUUCCUGCCCAGCACGUUUACCUCUCUUCCAGCUUGUACAGGUCUCCUCUUCCACUGUAAAUACUGUAUUAUCUCCUGACACUGGCAUACACCCCCUUGAUGGUCCGGUAGUGUUAAUUCAAACAAAAGAUCUUUAUUUUCUAUGUGGCACAAAUCCACUCUCGUUGUCGGUGUGUAAUCGGAUGAUCAUGUGUCACUUUAGACAGCCAUGCAGUUCAAGGACAGACUGUUUAUCCUCCCUCCCUGCUGAACACUGCUAGACUCUGGUUUCCUCUACAUCAUGGCCUUUCUGAUCAUAUCCAUGCUAAAGGUGAAAGUGACACUACUCCAGAAAUUAAACCAAUCUUUGUGUGAUGGGCUUCAGGAAAGGUUUUUUCCUUCCAAAACAAAAUAUUGAACAGCUGGUCUUGGCAAAUAAAUUGUACUUGGCCUAUUUUGUGA
Molecule: messenger RNA, 2422 nt
Organism: Morone saxatilis (striped sea-bass)
Lineage: Eukaryota; Metazoa; Chordata; Actinopteri; Moronidae
Gene: atg13
Product: ATG13 autophagy related 13 homolog (S. cerevisiae)
Exons: 18
Coding region: 190-1812 (540 amino acids)
Biological process (GO): piecemeal microautophagy of the nucleus; autophagosome assembly; mitophagy
Cellular component (GO): extrinsic component of membrane; Atg1/ULK1 kinase complex; phagophore assembly site
Source: RefSeq, a predicted model, not a curated record